GCACGCAUAAUCUCGCCCGCCUCCGUAUCCUAAUUCCGUCCACAAAACAGUCAUCCCUUAAACCCUCGUUAAAAACCCAAAAGCCUCGAUCUUCCCAACUUUUUCCAAUGGUGAUUUUCAGAUAUCGAUAGAGCCAAUCGGUUGCGCCGAUGACCUCCGCCGGAGUUUCUCCACUCCCAAACUUGCUGCCCAAGCAUCAUCGUUUUUCAUUCAAGUUCUCCUUCUCGGAAGUCCUAUUUCAGCUCGCUCCUCCGAAGCUGCCUUAUUCGAAAUGCCCCUGCCGGGACUGGAACUCAUAUUUCUCAGUCAGCACGAACGCUGUCUACAUGGAGGUUUCCCAAGCAACUGCAGCGGCUCCUUGGAAGGAGAAGGGCGACUCGCCUUCUGAUAUUGACGACAUUUCCAUCUUAAACGAGAGAAUACGAAAAGAGUUUGGUAAGAGGCAGGGUUUGAGGGCAGGAAAUAACUCAUUGGAUUCUGUCGAGGUGGAGAAGUAUAUCAAAGCGGUGAAGCAGCAGCAGCAACUGGGGCUUCAGAAGCUCAAGGGAGACGCUGCGAACAACGGCAGGAUUGGCUAUAAGGUGGAUCCUUAUACGCUUGAACCGGGAGAUUAUGUCGUGCAUAAGAAGGUGGGCAUUGGGAGAUUUGUGGCAAUCAAGUAUGAUGUGUCAAAGAGUUCCUCGGAGCCCAUGGAUUAUGUUUUCAUCGAGUAUGCGGAUGGGAUGGCGAAGCUUCCUGCCAAGCAGGCAUACCGGAUGCUUUACCGCUAUAAUCUUCCCAAUGAAACCAGAAAACCACGGGCCUUGAGCAAACUGAACGACACUAGUGCGUGGGAGCGGAGAAGGAUUAAGGGAAAGGUUGCUGUUCAGAAAAUGGUUGUUGACUUGAUGGAACUCUAUCUACACAGGUUGAAGCAGAAGAGGCUCUUGUAUAAAAAAACUCUAGACAUGGCUGAGUUUGUAUCUCAGUUUCCUUAUGAUCCCACCCAUGAUCAGCAACAGGCUUUUCUUGAUGUUGAGAAAGACUUGACAGAAAGAGAAACUCCAAUGGACAGGCUUAUUUGUGGAGAUGUUGGUUUUGGUAAAACGGAAGUCGCAUUGCGUGCCAUCUUUAUUGUCGUCUCUGCUGGCAAGCAAGCAAUGGUUCUGGCGCCAACUAUUGUUCUUGCCAAACAGCACUUCGAUGUCAUUUCAGAACGCUUUGGUAGUUAUCCUCAUAUCCAUGUUGGCCUGUUAUGUAGGUUUCAGACGAAGUCGGAGAAAGAGGAACAUCUUUCAUUGAUCAAGAAUGGGGAUUUGGACAUAAUUGUUGGAACUCAUGCACUUCUUGGCGAUCGCGUGGUUUACAGCAAUCUCGGCCUUCUCAUCGUUGAUGAGGAACAGAGGUUUGGCGUAAAGCAGAAAGAGAAGAUAGCAUCAUUGAAAACUUCAGUUGAUGUUCUCACUCUUUCUGCCACACCUAUUCCCCGAACGCUUUACUUGGCUUUGACUGGGUUCCGUGAUGCUAGUUUAAUUUCAACACCACCCCCAGAAAGAGUUCCUAUAAAGACUCACCUCUCAGCCUAUUGUAAAGAAAAGGUUCUAUCUGCAAUCAAAUUUGAGCUAGACCGUGGUGGUCAAGUUUUCUAUGUUCUUCCUCGAAUUAAAGGCUUAGAAGAGGUGAUGGAAUUUCUUGAGCAGUCAUUUCCAGAUGUUAUGGUUGCUAUUGCUCAUGGGAAGCAAUACUCAAAACAACUAGAAGAAACAAUGAAAAUGUUUGCCCUUGGAGAUAUCAAGGUCCUCAUCUCUACAAACAUAGUUGAAAAUGGGUUGAAUAUCCAAAAUGCUAAUACCAUAAUAAUUCAGGAAGUCCAACAGUUUGGGUUGGCUCAGUUGUAUCAGUUGCGUGGAAGAGUUGGCCGGGCCGAUAAAGUGGCUUAUGCAUAUUUAUUUUAUCCUGACAAAUCAUUGCUCUCAGAGCAAGCUCUGGAGAGGCUUGCUGCUAUUGAGGAAUAUCAGGAACUUGGGCAAGGCUUUCAGUUGGCUGAGAGGGACAUGGGGAUAAGAGGAUUUGGAAGCAUAUUUGGCGAGCAGCAGAGCGGGGAUAUUGGCAAUGUUGGAGUUGAUCUUUUCUUUGAGAUGCUUUUUGAGAGCUUAUCAAAGGUUGAUGAACACCGUGUUAUCUCAGUUUCUUACAAAGAUGCACAGUUUGAUGUAAAUAUUACUCCCCGCCUUUCUUCGGAAUAUAUAAGCAAUAUUAAGAAUCCUGUUGAAUUAAUUAGCGAAGCAGAAAGAGCAGCUGAAAGUGACAUCUGGAGCCUGAUGCAAUUCACUGAGCAGUUGCGUCAGCAAUAUGGAAAAGAACCUCGUUCUAUGGAGAUGCUUCUAAAAAAGCUUUAUGUAAGGCGUAUGGCAGCAGAUCUUGGUAUAACCCGGAUCUAUGCAUAUGGAAAGAGAGUUAUUAUGACAACCAACAUGAGUAAGAAGGUGUUUAAGCUUAUGACUGAGGCCAUGGCAUCGGACAUACAUCGUAACUCUCUUACUUAUAAUGGCACCGAAAUCAAGAAUAAAACAUGUUGGCAGGCAUGACAGGACAAUGGCUGGCAGCUCUGGCGGUGUCACGAUUUGUUGGCAAUAGCAAGCGAUGAAUUGUGGAUGGAGACAAUGAGGUAGGGAUGGUUGUGGUGCUAGUGAAGAUACGCAAUUGUAGCGAAUAUAGAGCAAUAGAACUGUAGUGGGCCGCUUUAGGCGGUGGCUAGUUGCUGGCGAAAAGAGACAGUGGUGGCAUGGUAAGCGAUAGCAGUGAUCAACUUUCUGUGCAGUUAAUGAGUAUAAAUUGUGUAUUCAAAGCUUGAUCAAGUUUGGAAUGCAUCUACAUUCAUUUUACUUCAGACAAAACAUCAAUACUUUCAAAAUUAAUGCCGUUGCAAUAUUUUACGCCCAUUUUACUUCAAAUUA
Messenger RNA from Phalaenopsis equestris, 2936 nucleotides. RefSeq names its product ATP-dependent DNA helicase At3g02060, chloroplastic. Gene Ontology annotation, molecular function: ATP binding; nucleic acid binding. The transcript has 14 exons. Lineage: Eukaryota; Viridiplantae; Streptophyta; Magnoliopsida; Asparagales; Orchidaceae. Gene Ontology annotation, biological process: DNA repair. The record is from RefSeq and is a predicted model, not a curated record. The coding region runs from base 150 to 2567 and encodes 805 amino acids.